GCCCCUCUGUCUUAAAGAGAGUUUAUCCAUCCCAAAUACUCACAUGUAAAACUCUCCUCAGUGGGACUCUGCACAGCUGGCUGCUCGCUGCAAGGUGCAAACAGUGAGCUGCCUGCUGAAGUCAGCCAGCUGCUCCUUCACCAAAGAAGAACAGUAUCUCCUACAGGAAAGAGGGACACAUCACUGAACCAGAGACAAGAGCUGAAAGCCAAAUAAUUUUCACCCAGCCUGACCAGACAGCAUUUUACUUACCAUCAAGAUCAGACUGAAGUCAGAAUGUCCCUGGGAGGUGGAACAUUAGUGUUUUUAAUGGCAGCAAUGGGUUCGGUAUCUGGAGGAGGUCCAGCAGGUGGUGGUUAUUACCAAAUGAAAUAUGUAAAUCCAAUGGUCAAGGGACCUCUUGGCCCUCCAUUCAGAGAAGGCAAAGGACAGUAUUUAGAUAGACCACCCAUCUCUCCAGACCUCAAGGGAGAGCCAGGACCAGCAGGGAAACCUGGUCCAAGAGGACCACAAGGACCACCAGGGCAACCAGGAAAGCCAGGGGUGGGAAAGCCUGGAUUACAAGGACAACCAGGUCCUGUUGGUGCUCCUGGCCUUUCUGGCAUAGGUAAACCAGGAUUGUCAGGAAUGCCUGGCAAAAUAGGCCCCAAAGGACUACCUGGCAGCAAAGGAGAGCCUGGAAUACAUGGAGAACAAGGGCCUAGAGGAAUGCCUGGACCUCCAGGUAUUCCUGGGCCAUCUGGCAUUGCUUCUAAUGGAAAACCAGGUGUUCAAGGAGCACCAGGGCAACCUGGUAUAAAAGGUGAGCCUGGACCCAAGGGUGAGUCAGGACCACAUGGUGAAAAAGGCAUCAAAGGUGAAGCAGGCAUUGGAAAAGCUGGAAUACCAGGACCACGAGGAGCUGGGGGGCCACCUGGACCAAUGGGACCACCUGGGCAACCCGGGAAUGGAAAACCAGGACUUGUUGGGUUACCUGGAGCCCCAGGAGAAAAGGGAGUUGUUGGUCCCCCUGGGGGUCCAGGUAUAGCAGGCCUCCCUGGGCCACAGGGGCCCCCAGGAAAAUCAGGGGUGGAUGGUGUUGGAAAACCUGGUUUAGAUGGAUUACCAGGUUUGCCAGGGCAUUUAGGUCCAAAGGGUGAACCAGGGAUAAGGGGUUUGCCAGGGUUGCCGGGGCCACCAGGUUAUGGUAAACCAGGUCUUCCGGGUUUAAAGGGCGAUCGUGGCCCCUCUGGAAUUCCAGGAGGAAUAGGUGAAAAAGGAGAGCCAGGUUUAUUUGGGGAACCUGGUACUCAGGGGCCACAAGGUAUAGCAGGUCCUCCAGGACUUCCUGGGUCAAUGGGAUUACCUGGUAAAAAUGGUCUUCCUGGUUUAAAAGGUGAUAUAGGACCAAGUGGGCCACCAGGACCAGCAGGAGUUCCAGGAAAUCAGGGCCUCAAUGGGUUACCAGGUAAGGCUGGCUUUCCAGGUGAAAGAGGGCUUCCUGGCUUACUGGGGCACCAAGGUCCAACAGGGCCUAAAGGGGAAGCUGGGCAAAUAGGGCUCCCAGGUAUCCCAGGAAAUGCAGGUGGUUUAGGAUCAAAGGGUGAAUCAGGAAUGCCAGGGCAACCAGGUCCCCGAGGUACAGCAGGAAUUCCCGGAUUACAAGGGUCAGCUGGUCCUAUUGGUCCCCAGGGACUUCCAGGAUUAAAGGGAGAACCCGGUGUUCCUGGAGCUCCUGGCAAUGGAAUCAAUGGUCAGCCAGGUCCCGCUGGGCCCAAUGGACCACCUGGAGUUCCAGGUCCAUCUGGGUUAAAUGGGCCACCAGGGCUACCAGGGCCACCUGGCCCACCAGGACCACCUGGGGUUUAUGGCAAUGGUGAAAUUGCAGGCCUCCACUUGCCAGAUGGUGUUAAAGGUACAUCUUUGGGGCAGGAAAAGCCCCAGUUUGGCUCUCCUGAUGGGUCUAUUAAAACAUCUCCCGCAUUCACUGCUAUCUUAUCUACACCAUUCCCACCUUCUGGCUUACCCAUUAAAUUUGAUAGGACUUUAUACAAUGGACAUAAUGCUUACAACACAGCCACAGGAAUAUUUACUUGUUCGUUGCCAGGAAUCUAUUACUUUGCUUACCAUGUUCAUGUCAAAGGCACCAACAUCUGGGUUGCUUUGUACAAGAACAAUGUACCUGCUACAUACACCUAUGAUGAAUAUAAAAAAGGAUACAUGGACCAAGCUUCUGGAAGUGCAGUUCUGGAACUUAAAGAAAAUGACAAAGUGUGGAUCCAGAUGCCAUCAGACCAAGCCAAUGGAUUGUAUUCAACAGAAUAUAUUCACUCUUCUUUUUCUGGAUUCCUCCUUUGUCCCACAUAAUGAGCAUGAGCUUAGUCUCUUGCUUUAGCCAUAAACAAUCUAAAAAUAUCUUACAAGAUAAAGAUCAGCAUAUACUUAUAUAUCCACUGGGAGGGAAAAAGCACAAAGAAGACAAAAAUGGUUGCUUUUUUCCUGCUGAGAAAUUAGGUGUGGAAGAAUCUUUUUCUCAGCACAGUUUGCAAAAUAAGUCAUGAGACCAUUUAAUGACACUUAACAAAGCUGCAAGCUGCAUGGCUGUCGUGCAAGACAAUAUUCUUGAGUUUGGAACCUUAAGUGAAUCUUGAAGUUCCAGUUUGGAUUUUAACGUUUUUUUAAUGUUUUCUUUUUGUAAUUUAUCUUUUUAUGCUAUGUUGUUUUGCUUUAGUUUUUUUUAAACACUGCUCUGACACCCAAGUAAAUGUGGAAAUUAGAAUUCUUAUGGUAUCUACCCUGUCAAUAUCUCUGCCAAUCUAUAUGUUUUUAGUUUCCUAUUGAAACCUACUCUAAAGAAUUGUUAAUGGUAUAGAUAUAAAACAAUUGUAACCAUGUAUACCAUGUAACAAUUGUUGGGAUCCCUUAGGCCAUCUAAUUAUUUCAUUAAGCCAUGAAAAUAGUAAAGAUUGGCCUACUUUUUUGUAUUUCUUUUACAGUCCUUUUAUUAUUAUUAAUAGUAUAUGGGAGAGAAAUGAUUAUCCCACCUUGGCUACUCUUCUUAAUCAAAACUCUCUGCCGUGGCACAAGAAGCCAAAAUAAAUGUUUACCGUAAAAAAUGUAUUGAUAUUAUGCAAUGUUUUAUCUCUAAAUUGAAAGUGUAGAAAAGAUACACUAUUCUUCUGGUUUUUUAUAUUAUUUUCUUUUCAAUUUAAGCACAAUACAGAACAUAGUAGCAUCCGGGUUCACAGGAGACAUGUAACAGAUAUUGUUGAUAAGCUUAUAUAUCAUAAAUUAAAUAAGAAUGGUAAGCAUGUGAUAGGUGUAUCCCAGCUGAUUUCUAUACUGGGUCCCAGGUCAUUUGCGGUAAGAAGAGUUCUUCAUAAUUCUCAUCAUUAUCCAUAGUAUUGAUGCCUCAGGCAAAAAGUGUUGUCUUUAUUUUUGCAAAUUUAUAUCAAUAUCUUUAUAUUAUUGACUCAUUUAAUGUACAUUCGUUAUGAUAUUGAAAGAAAAUACUACAGAUGCAGAAAAGUGUAUCAGUGAACCCAGAUCAAUCCAGACGUUACAGUGCUUUAGUAUAGUAAUGCAAUAAUUAGUUUCUAUCCAUCCAUCUAUCAUUCAACUAAGAGACUUAAAGGAGAAGGAAAGCUACCAAGGCAGUUUAUUGCCAAUAGCCACAACAGUGAAAGCUAGAAUGCCAUGUAUAUUCUUUAGAAUGCUUUUCCAUACCUGAGGAUAGCAGCUGCAAUAUUAGCUUGCUGUGACAUCACUUCUUGCCU
Molecule: messenger RNA, 3755 nt
Organism: Xenopus laevis (African clawed frog)
Lineage: Eukaryota; Metazoa; Chordata; Amphibia; Anura; Pipidae
Gene: col8a2.S
Product: collagen, type VIII, alpha 2 S homeolog
Exons: 4
Coding region: 277-2346 (689 amino acids)
Biological process (GO): signal transduction
Cellular component (GO): extracellular region
Source: RefSeq, a predicted model, not a curated record